Durusdinium trenchii is the source of this 1368-nucleotide messenger RNA. NCBI's taxonomy places the organism in Eukaryota, Dinophyceae, Suessiales, Symbiodiniaceae. The record is from the annotation of a GenBank genome assembly.
AUGGCAUCGUUUCCCGACCUCUUUCCUGGGUUGACCCUAGCAGUUUUCUACGAUGAUGAUGUUCUAUGGCAUGAGCGAUUAGUGCUUUGGCGCCUCACGGAUCUGGAGUGGUACGUGCUGACGCCCGACCUUGACAUGUAUGCUGAGGACUUGUCAUGCAGUGGAGGUGAUGGACCGUCCAAAUUCAAAGUGAAAGGGAAAGAUUUUAGAUACUGGUCUAGAGUAGGUGGUGGUUCUUACAGGUUUGCAAAGCCCAUCAAUGAUGACCAGCUCCUUCGUACCUACAUCAAGCAGGCUUUUCGCGAGGGUUCAAAGGAAGCCAGUUUUGAUCCUGAUUGGAGACCAGACCACGUCGUGGACACCAAGGGCGUCGUCCAGGACACGGAUGUUUUCUUGGGUCCCUUGGUGCUGCACCGACUGACUGACAAAGGGCCCGCGAAUCGCAGAGCCAUGGGUGCUGGGGUGGUGGCCGGGGGAGAUACCUCCGGGGAUGAUGAUCGGGUGACCAGACCUAUCGUUGAAGCUGACCCGUCUCAAGUUUGGCUGAUCACCGAAAAUAUUGACCAGUACAAGAUUGGGGACUAUGCCCGAGUCGAUCCCAGUCGUGACUUGAUGCUUGGAGGCCACACAGGACUCAUUCGGGUCGCCUCGGGCUGGGCAAAGGCAGAACUGAUUUUGACCACGGAUGCCGCAGAGUUCGUUCGUGCUCGUCGGGGUGAUGCCGGCUCCCCGUCUCCUUCACCCCUUCAGGCAACCGAGAUUCACGAGAACGAAGAGGGAUCCAGUGACGCUCGAACUUUGAUGGUUGACUACGACCACCAGGGCACCAGAUUCAAAGAGUGGCGAGUGGUGGUUGCCGACAGCAAAGACUACCACUAUGAGGACUGGCCCUGCGAGGGCCCAUCGACGGUGCUUCAUCUUCUGAAGCACGAUGAAGUUUGGUGGUGCCUCAUGGACGUGCUCUAUCUUGGGGGCACCUUUGACCAGCUCAACAUGCCGGUCCUGGCGAGCUUUGAGACUGUUGCCAGGAGAGUCCAAUGCAUAGUCGACGCCUAUGCCGCCGGUGGAUCUGGUGCUCCGGAUUGGGGCAACGCAAAGCUGUUCACUGGAUACACUGGGCCCGAGGACCUAGUGAUGCCCCAGCUCAAGACAUGGGCUGCAAGGCGGGGGAAGGAGGAAGUCGAGCUCUAUCAAGUGGAGUUCAAGAAGAAGCAGCAGCAGCCGCAGCAGAUGGCAACCUUCCUGCCGGAGGAGCCCCAAAACCCAAACGCCGUGGUGGGCGAGGGAAAGGGCUGGAACCUCCGGCGGCGAGCUCAUGAACCGGAUGGGGUCCAGCGGGGUGAGCCUGACCGCUGGAUUGAACUAUGA